CAGGGCAGUGAACCGGAUGUUAUAUUCCUACACGCGCAGCAGCUGUCUAAAAAUGAAGUCUCCGUGCUGUCAUCUUAUUAGUAAUAUAUCAAUAAGAGUCAAGUUAUUCAGGUACAUUCUUAAUGGCAGACAUGUGAGUCCCUCAGUGCAUGUUAAGUGUUUGUAUAAUCGUCCGGUUUCGCGAUGUUUUUGCACGGAUCACACACAAAGAUCUAAAUUGUAUUAUAUCACAACACCCAUCUUCUACGUCAAUGCAUCUCCUCACAUUGGCCAUGUGUAUUCAGCAGUGACCGCUGACUGUCUACACAGAUACAAACUCUUACAGGGAUAUGAGUCCAGAUUUGCCACAGGUACAGAUGAACAUGGACUUAAAAUCCAACAGGCUGCUGGACUUUCUGGUAAAGAUCCUCUGAGCUUCUGCACCGAGGUGUCUGAUAGGUUUAAAAAUGUUUUCCGAAGAUCUGCCAUUUUAUACACCGACUACAUUCGGACAACGGAAGAAAGACAUCGGCAGGCCGUUGAACACUUCUGGACGGUUCUUCAUAGCAAAGGGUUCAUCUACAAAGGAACAUAUGAAGGGUGGUAUUCUACUCCAGAUGAAAGCUUUCUUACACCAACUCAAGUCACUGACAGCACAGACUCGAUGGGAAGAGAAAUCAAAAUAUCCAUAGAGAGCGGCCACAAGGUGGAGUGGAUGAAAGAGGAGAACUACAUGUUCCGCCUAUCAAAAUUCCGCAGCGAAUUGCUUAAUUGGCUCCGGCUGAACCCGAAUGUCAUCCAUCCUGUGAAGUUUCAACACUUGGUUCUUCAAUGGCUUGAGGACGAUCUUCCCGACCUGUCAGUAUCUCGUCAGAAAAGCCGCCUUCGGUGGGGUAUCUCGGUCCCUGGAGAUCCAGAGCAAAUCAUCUACGUGUGGUUGGAUGCGCUGGUGAACUACUUAACAGUUGUCGGUUAUCCACAGAAUCACGUAGAGUGGUGGACAGCUGCCCAUCACGUUGUUGGGAAAGACAUUCUUAAAUUUCAUGCCAUAUAUUGGCCAGCAUUUCUCUUAGCUGCUGGGUUACCCCUGCCUCAGAAGAUAUACGUGCACUCUCACUGGACGGUAGAAGGGAAAAAAAUGUCCAAGAGUCUCGGAAACGUGGUCGAUCCAUCGGAAGCCAUGGAGAAGUUUACAGUGGAUGGGCUGCGUUACUUCCUUCUAAGGCAAGGGGUUCCUGAUUCGGACUGUGACUAUUAUGAUGACAAAGUCGUUAAGAUGUGCAACAGUGAACUAGCGGAUGCCCUCGGUGGGCUUUUGAACCGGUGCACUGCUCUCUCACUUAACCCAAAACAGGUGUAUGCGGAGUUCUGCAACACUUGCUUCCCAAAGGAAUCGCUUGAGGGAGGAAAAGCAGUUUUGGAGGACUACAGAAUGGUAGAGUCAGUAUCUGCUCUUCCUGUCUUAGUAGAGCAACACUUUGAAAAUCUACAGGCGUAUAAAGCCCUGGAGGCGAUUACUGCAUGUGUGCGUCAAACCAAUGGGUUUAUCCAAAGACAUGCUCCAUGGAAACUUGACCGGAAUGAUUGUAAAGACAAGCAAUGGCUCAACACCAUUCUUCAUGUAUCAUUAGAGUGCCUCAGGAUAUACGGCAUACUACUGCAACCUGUGGUGCCUGGACUUGCAGACAAAAUGUUAUCAAGGUUGGGAAUCAAGCCAGAGGAGAGGAAUUGGGAUUCUCUUAACUUCCUAGUGAAAUAUAAAGGUGAAGACUGUCCUUUCGAAAGACGAGCGUUGGGUCCUGAUAGAGGAAUACUGUUUAGUCGGCUCGAGAGGAGCAAAGUGAUUCCCAGGAUCGGAACACGACAGAAGUCAAAACCUCACUGAACACCUUAAAUAGAUUUAAGGUGUUAUAAAUUUGGUUUAUAGAGAACUAAGCAAACAUGAUACCGAUAUUUUUUUUUUGGUUUGUGCAAGCAUGUAAAAUGUAAGACAAGGCAUAAAAACUGACAUGAUUUUUUUUAAUGAGAAAUACA
Molecule: messenger RNA, 2013 nt
Organism: Paramisgurnus dabryanus
Lineage: Eukaryota; Metazoa; Chordata; Actinopteri; Cypriniformes; Cobitidae
Source: RefSeq, a predicted model, not a curated record